Messenger RNA from Anopheles coluzzii, 1060 nucleotides. RefSeq lists its product as uncharacterized. The coding region runs from base 105 to 845 and encodes 246 amino acids. The record is from RefSeq and is a predicted model, not a curated record. The transcript is spliced from 2 exons. Gene Ontology annotation, molecular function: N-acetyltransferase activity. Lineage: Eukaryota; Metazoa; Arthropoda; Insecta; Diptera; Culicidae.
CGGCUCAACUGUUAUCUCCAGCGCAUGCACGCAACGCGGUCAUAGAUUAUCGCAUCGCGCCGAAUUUGCCAACCAAAUUCAUCAUCAUCAACACACUUCAAGAUAUGGCUACGGGCAAGUCUACCCGCGCGAUCGAAAUCCUACGCUACGAUGCGCGCUACCGGGACCAAUCGAUGGAGGUACUGCGGAAAUCAUUCUUCCAGCAGGAAAUAGUGUGUAUCGGAUCGGAGGUAAACCUUACCCCACAGGCACAGAAAGACCUGGAACAGCUGUGUCUCGAUGUCGCCGACGGUGGUGUUUCGUUGAUAGCGCGAGACACCGACACCGAUACGAUCGUUGGUGUUUCGUUCAAUGUGCUGCAGACCCCGAGCAGCCCGGAAGAUGGCAACUACUUUGAGCAGUUCCGGGACACCAAGUGUACGACCGACAGCUCCCGUGCGCUGAUGCAGUACAUGAUCACGAUGGACGCGAAGGUGAACCUGUUCGAGCGGUUCCGUGUGGACUGUCUGCUGGAGAUUAUGUUUCUCGCCACCUUGCCGAGCUACGCCGGCCAUGGCAUUGCAACCCGGCUUGUCGAGGAAUCGGUCCAGCUAGCGAAACAACUCAAGUGUGGGAAGGUAGUGCCAACGGGCGGCGAUGAGCGGUCGGGUACGGUCGUCGCCAAGCAACCUCAGCUAGUGUCGGCCCUCUUUACAUCCCGAAUCUCGCAACGUGUCGGCGAAAAGGUUGGCUUUACGGUGAUCAAUCAGGUGCCACACGCGGAGUUUGUUUACCGGGGCCAAACGUUCAGCGAUCGGGCCGGUCCCGAGCAUCCAUUUUCAACGCUCGUCGUGAAGCACAUAUGAUGGGGGAGAGAAAGUAAGAGAAAGAGAGUGUGUGUGUGAGGAAAGUGAAAGUGCUAAGACGUGAUGAGUGUGUUCAAUAUUUUAGCACUGUGUUGGCCAACUUGUGUGCCCCUAUAGGGACUUAUCUGUGUAUGUGAUUUCAGUAUUGAAGCUGUUUGAUUAAAUUUGAAGUGGAAAAAAAUCGUUAAAUAAAUUAAACCCUCCAUGCUGUGAAA